UGUACGGAUUUGUUACUUACUUUUGUGGCUUACUUGCACUUUGCAACGGUCAGAUAAUGGCGUGUACUCCCAACCAAGUACCGAGGAGCGACGUUACACUGGUUUAAGAUUGGUGCCCUUUUCUGAACCGACUGCCGAAAAUAAUUAUUGACCUUAAUAACUGGUACUGUACCUAAGUCAUUUCGCUUUAUGCCUAAUCUUAAGAGUAAAAUGCAGCUUUGUCGAUCAUCUGAUGAUUUUAGUCAGCCAUCAAGAACUUUAACCACACGAAGGGAACGGCCGGACAGAUUACGGGAAUGGUCGUGAUGGGUACUAUUGCCUGUGCUUACUUCUGGAAUUAACCAAACACGGAAGCUGCUAAUCAGUUGGUCAAUGGCGGUCGAUCCAAUUGCAAAUGCAAAUAUAGAUUGAAGAAUGGAAAUACUGAAGAAUGCAAAUAUAAGAUUUCGGUGUCGGCGAUUCACCGCUUGGUUGUUGUUUUGAGACCUUGACUUACAUCGCCAUACCGUCGACUUCAGAACCACCGACCGUGGAUUCGUUGAAGGACAGAGAUGGAAGAGUGCCCCGCUUCCGGUCUAGUAUUACAAUGACAAAACAUACAAAAAGAUUUACUGUUAAACAGCUUUCCGCUUUCGUCAGUAAAUUCUGGUUUUGUGUUUACCGAUUACGAUGAAAAAAAACUGCACUGUUCUGCUUUGCGAAAGCGUCAUGUAAUGUAUUGGACUAUUUAACUGGAGCCCCUUAAUUUUAUUAGAACAUAAGUCAAAUUAUCGCAAAUUAUUAUUUUUAACAUAAGAGCAAAUUAUUAUUUUUAAUUUUUUUAAAUUUUUUAUCGCCAGUGCAGUCUGCAAUGUUUAUGCAGUCAAACUUUGAUUUCCAAAAAUUUUAGUGAUCCAGAUCAGCUGCUGUUUUUUAAUCCGGAUUGAUUUGCUUUUUAUUGCACCGUUGAUGUAGUCAUUACUUUGAUUACUAAGUGUUGAUAAUAAUGACGUUAUUUAUCGCGGUUAACCGUUGAGUUGUGAUCUUGAAGCUCGUGGCUGGUAUUGUUCCUGCAGACAUAAUCCUGUAGUCUCGGAACCACAUGUGCAGCCUCCAUCGACCAACAGUGCCACCCAGUUUGUCAGCUUUUCCCUGAGUGAAAACGAUCACGGAGAGGCUGACUCACAGGAAAAAUGGAAAGAAGUGUGGCGAUGUCGGACAUCCGCACCGGUGGCUCAUCUGGAGUUUUCUCCCGAUGGACGAUUUUUCGCUUCUGUCGCAAAAGGCGACAGGCUAGUGAAGGUGUGGUAUCGCAAUUCGCAACCCGGCAACCGGAAAGUAAUUUUGCCUUCUCAGGGAGCCCAGUUUUAUGCGGACGGGGACGAUGAAAAGCGCGAAUAUUCAUUCGUUUACCUACCUCAUCCCCGAGCUGUGACCAGCUUUUCGUGGCGAAAGACGAAUCGCUAUAUGCGUCGGGGAGCUGUAGCUAACAUGCUAUUGACUUCGUGUCUGGAUAACAUCUGUCGUCUCUGGGUUGAGACAAUGCUGCCCGAUGACGGUCUGCUGAACAUGCAACAUCUGGAUCCACUGGUUACCCAGAAUCCGAAAUACGGCCAACACCGGCAUAAACGGCGUCUGGUGGAGCGCCUACAACAUAUGCGCAAGUCUUUCAGAAGAGCCCGCACCCAGGGCCAGCACGACCAGCAGCCCAGCUCGACGGGAGUGCCAUCCAGUGGCACCGGCAAUACAUUGGCCGUCAAGAAAGAACCUGUCCCCACUCUGCCGAGUUCGUACAGUGUGCAUGAUUUUCACAAAGUGGGCGUGCACGGUACCGGUGUAUCGCCAGAGUGUCACUUCCAUUUGGCAGCCAGCAUCAAUGCUUAUGCCGACACAGACAUUCCUCUGGUGCCCUUGUUCAGUUCGGGAUCUUUGCGGAAUUCCUUGGCCGAUGCGAUUGUAUAUGUAUUUGGCAGCGGGAGUGAUCGGUCUGCCGAUGAAAUCUCAUUUUCGUGCACUGAUGAUGGAGAACACAUCAUGUUGCGGUCUGGAAAUUCGGAUAAACUGCGUUUGUGCGCGUGUGUUAACCUUUCGUAACUUUCCAUGACCUUGAAAUGAAACUUCCAUCCACCACUGUUUAAAAUAAGCCUA
Paramacrobiotus metropolitanus is the source of this 2127-nucleotide messenger RNA. RefSeq names its product dmX-like protein 2. Gene Ontology annotation, cellular component: RAVE complex. Gene Ontology annotation, biological process: vacuolar acidification. The record is from RefSeq and is a predicted model, not a curated record. Lineage: Eukaryota; Metazoa; Tardigrada; Eutardigrada; Parachela; Macrobiotidae. The coding region runs from base 1447 to 2073 and encodes 208 amino acids. The transcript has 4 exons.